AUGGAAACACUCCCACAAGCAUGGCUGAGAUACUGGUUACCAGUUGGUGCUCGACGUACAGGUACCGUGAUUCGUAUUCUUAUGACCGCUGGUUUAAUACCUCCUCCACCAAUGAUGGUAAUGGGACGGAAAACGGGACUUCUUGGUGAUACGUCGAAUCCAGAGAAGUAA
This is a messenger RNA of Dovyalis caffra, 171 nucleotides long. The record is from the annotation of a GenBank genome assembly. Lineage: Eukaryota; Viridiplantae; Streptophyta; Magnoliopsida; Malpighiales; Salicaceae.